Molecule: messenger RNA, 2972 nt
Organism: Dromiciops gliroides (monito del monte)
Lineage: Eukaryota; Metazoa; Chordata; Mammalia; Microbiotheria; Microbiotheriidae
Gene: RNF128
Product: ring finger protein 128
Exons: 7
Coding region: 303-1649 (448 amino acids)
Source: RefSeq, a predicted model, not a curated record
GCGGCAGCGGCGGCGGCACCAGGGGCAGCGGCUGCGGCAGUGCGAGCACCAGCCGGGGUGCGGGUGGCAGAGGCUCGGGCUGCCUCUUGUGCCUCCUCUCGCCAUCCCGCCCCGUCUCCUGCCCUCUCUCCUGACUGCCGGCUCGGGCUCACCUGGGCCGGGGUCGCGGGCCGAGGAGGGCGCGACGCACGCACGCUCUGUGGCGCAGGGGCACGCACGCCGGCGGGCAGCUGGGCAGCUCUGCAGCAGCGGGCAGCCUCGCAGCGGGCAGCCAGACGGGCAGCCGAGCCAGCGCGCGCGCCAUGCUGCGGCCGCUCCGCGCCCGCGCCCGCACCCGCGCCCGGCCCCGGCCCCGGCCCCGGCCCCGGCCGGCCCCCCAGCCCCGCCACGGCCGCCGCCGCGGCCCCUCGGGAGCCCUGUGGGCGCUGGCCAUCGCCCUGGCGCUCGGCCCGCCGCCGCCCGCCUCCCGGGGCGCCGAGGCGGCCGCCGUGUGGACCGCCUACCUGAACGUGUCGUGGCGGGCACGGGCCCCCGGGCUCAAUAGCACCGGCUGGGAGCUUAGCGAGGAGGGCGUGUACGGGCAGGACUCGCCGCUCGAGCCGGCCGCCGGCCUCGUGUUGCCCCCCGACGGGCCCGGGGCGCUCAACGCCUGCAGUCCGCACACCAACUUCACCGUGCCCGCCGCCGGUGUGCCCUGGCUGGCACUCAUCCAGCGGGGCGGUGGCUGCACGUUCGCGGACAAGAUCAACCUGGCCUUCGACAGGGGGGCCACUGGGGCCGUCAUCUACAACUUCGCGGGCACUCGCAACGACGUCUUCCCUAUGUCCCACCCCGGUGCAGGAGACAUUGUCUCAAUCAUGAUUGGCAAUCUGAAAGGCACCAAAAUUCUGCAGUCUAUUCAAAGAGGCAUACAAGUAACCAUGGUCAUUGAAGUAGGGAAGAAACACGGCCCCUGGAUGAAUCAUUAUUCGAUCUUCUUUGUCUCCGUGUCCUUCUUCAUCGUGACAGCUGCAACCGUGGGCUACUUUAUCUUCUAUUCGGCCCGAAGACUUCGGAAUGCCAGGGCUCAAAACCGCAAACAGAGACAACUGAAAGCGGAUGCUAAAAGAGCUAUUGGGAAGCUUCAGCUGCGGGCUCUGAAACAUGGAGACAAGGAAACUGGGCCUGAUGGAGACAGCUGUGCUGUGUGCAUUGAGAUAUUUAGACCAAAUGACAUCGUGCGCAUAUUAACAUGCAACCAUCUUUUCCAUAAGACCUGUAUUGACCCUUGGCUCUUGGAACACCGGACUUGCCCUAUGUGCAAAUGCGAUAUCCUCAAAGCUUUGGGGGUUGAGGCUGAUGUUGAAGCGGGAACCGUGUCGUUCCAAACCGCUGGAUCCAACCCUAACAUCAAUGGGUCGCCAGAAUCUUAUUCCCCUCGCGAAGAGGACAGCCACAGCGAGACUGCCUCUUCUGGGUAUGCUUCGGUCCAAGGUGCAGAUGAGCCACCUGUGGAGGAGCGUGCUCAGUCCCAGAAUGAUCAUCUUCGUCUAGUCAACCACGACGCAAGUUCUGUGGCAGUGGAUGUCCUUCCCCAGCUUGACAACCCCGCAUUUGAAGCAGAUGAGGCUCCCAUUCUUGAGGCUCCCAUUCAUCCAAUUAAGUCCUGAAAUGUGUAGCAGUGGAAAACGCAAACCUUUGGUUAAAGAUAGAAUUGCCAACCAGAGUCCAUUUUGCUAAUGACCUGGUUUAACAUAGCAGCAGGGAUACUGGAAAUGUUAAGAUUAUUUAAUAGAUCACGCUUAAAUGGCUCAUAAUAUUUAACCUAUUAAACUAUCUCAUUUUCCACCAGCUCAUGUUCACACUUCAUAGGUAAGAUUCCUCUCAACAGUAUGUGAUGGAGACUUGCAGUGUUCAAGAGAGCUUUCCAAAGGAUUGUUUUUGCAUUAGCGACAACUUUCUUGGCAAAAAGCUGGCGUUUAAAUGUGGAGCAGCUAAAAUGAUAUAACUUAUGGUAGCCCCUUGGCUUUAAUUAAAAAAGAAAUUCAUCAGAGACUAUAAAGAUAUCGGUUUUUCUCCAAAUGGUCCUUAUUGAUCUGAUCUUAAAAUCAAUGCAAGCACUAGAUAAAUAACUAUUUAACGAAAUGCCUGCUUUGGCCACGUUAAAUUCAUAGCCACAUAAAUUGAUUAAUUUUCAAAUUCAAGUUCAACUUCCAUUUGGUAAUUUCUGGUACUCAAAAGCAGGUGAAAUAGAAAUUCACAAGUCAAAUUUCUAUUACGAGACAUAAAUGAACUCACCAUCAGAAUCUGGAAGAAUCUGGCAUAUUAUUUACUAGUCAAAAUUUUACUAAAAGAAAAGACCCCUUAAGGGAAAAAAAUCCAAUCCAAUUCCACAAACAUUCAAUUCACAUACUGUGUACCCAUCCAAAACUUGACUUAGGAGAUUUUUUUUAAAAAGCACACUAUAUAAAUUGGCACAAAAUUUUAAAUAUGAGUGUAGGAGAGAAUGACAGUCUAGCUAUUGGUAUAUUAAUUUUAGUCUGCAAGUAUGAGUUUAUAAAAUGGCUUAUGGAGAGAGUGGUUCUUAGAGUCAAUUUGACUUCACUGAGUUGAAAUUGCGAGAUUGAAACUGAAAUUCUUUAAUGUAGCUAUAAGCUUGUUAGACCCAUUUUCUUGGAGUUUGGGGGAGAAUGGAGAGGACGUCAGGUGCCUUAAUAUAAAGUUUGCUUCAUCCACCAAAGCUAACUAGUGACUUUAAAAUGCACUUUAUUUUUAUUCUCUGUGGCUUAACUUUUACUUUAGAAUGUUUCGCUUGUUUUUUAACCCCAGUACUGACGCUUGCAGAACUUCACCAACGAACGUAUUUUGUUAGAUGUAUUUGAUAUGAAUGAAAUCAUCACAUUCUAACUUGAUAUUGUGAUUGAAGUACUGUAAAUACGUCCAUGAUUUGUAUUGACUUUCUUGGAAACUAAUGUAAAUAAGACAAUAAAAGU